Molecule: messenger RNA, 1979 nt
Organism: Harpegnathos saltator (Jerdon's jumping ant)
Lineage: Eukaryota; Metazoa; Arthropoda; Insecta; Hymenoptera; Formicidae
Gene: gb
Product: solute carrier family 7 member genderblind
Exons: 10
Coding region: 175-1683 (502 amino acids)
Biological process (GO): amino acid transmembrane transport
Cellular component (GO): membrane
Molecular function (GO): L-amino acid transmembrane transporter activity
Source: RefSeq, a predicted model, not a curated record
UUACAGAUAAUGAAGUUACCUGUGUGAGCAAACGUUUAGUAUAAGUUUCCAUAAAUUGUUCUUUAUGAUGAUCUUUAACUACUAUUACACUUCAUGUUAAUUAGAAAAUUAACCUGUCACAAGACUUGAUUUAAAAAAAUUUCAUACAUUCUGCAAAGUUAUUCUUUUAUAACAAUGACAAAUCAGGCAUGUGAUGAAUCCGCCAAAGAAAUAAGACUGAUAAAUUCGGAUGAUGAAGGAUCCAUUCGAUUACGAACUGACAGUCAACAGAAAACUGUUGGUAAGGUGCAAAUGAAAAAACAGCUUGGUCUUUUAGAAGGAGUAGCUAUUAUAUUAGGAAUUAUAUUUGGUUCAGGUAUUUUCAUCACGCCAAAAGGUGUUAUACAAGAAGUAGGCAGUGUUGGACUAUCCUUAAUCAUAUGGAUAUUAUGUGGUUUGCUUUCUAUGGUGGGUGCAUUAUGUUAUGCUGAGUUAGGUACCAGUAUACCUCGCAGUGGAGGAGAUUAUGCUUAUAUUCAUGAGGCUUUCGGUGUUCUGCCUUCGUUCUUGUACUUAUGGGCUGCUAAUUUAAUUUUUGUACCAACAACAAAUGCUAUCAUGGGUUUGACUGUUGCUCAAUAUGUCUUACAGCCAUUUUUCCCUAACUGUAAUGUUCCAGAUGAUUGUGCACGAUUGAUAGCUGCACUCAGCAUAUGCUUGCUCACGUUUAUUAACUGCUAUGACGUAAAGGAAACUUCUAAGAUGCAGAAUAUAUUCAUGUUUGCUAAAAUUGGAGCAUUGGUGAUUAUUAUCAUAGCUGGUUUGGUUUGGCUAUGCAUGGGAUACACGGAAAAUUUCGAGAAUACUUUUGAAAAUACAAAUUAUAGUCCUGGCAAGAUUGCAGUGGCAUUUUAUUCUGGUAUAUUUUCUUAUUCAGGAUGGAAUUAUUUAAAUUUUAUGACGGAAGAACUAAAAAAUCCUUAUAAGAAUCUACCACGUGCAAUUUACAUAUCACUGCCGUUGGUAACCUUCAUCUACGUUAUGGCGAAUGUAGCUUACUUGGCUGUUUUGACGCCGACAGCCAUGAUUGCUUCUAAUGCUAUCGCAGUGACUUUCGGUGAUCAAGUACUUGGAUAUUUAGCUUGGACCAUAUCAGUAAUGGUGGCUGUAUCAGCCUUUGGCGGAUUGAGCGUACACAUCAUGACGUCGUCAAGAAUGUGCUUCGUUGGUGCUAGAAAUGGUAAUUUCCCCUCGAUGUUAAGUCACAUCAACAUGUCCAGACUGUCGCCUACUCCUGCCUUAGUAUUUCUGUGUAUUCUGUCUCUGGUAAUGUUAUGCACAAGCGAUAUCAUCGUGCUGAUUACGUAUUGUAGCAUAGUAGAAUCGUUCUUUAUUAUGAUCUCUGUGGCUGGAAUUUUAUGGUUACGCUACAAACGGCCUGACAUGGAACGACCGAUCAAGGUGCCAUUAUGGAUACCUAUAGUAUUCGUAGCAGUAUGUGCGUUUUUAGUUCUCGUACCAUGUUAUGAAAGACCGUAUGAGGUUGGAAUGGGUAUCUUGAUUACCGCUUCCGGUAUACCCGCGUAUUUUAUUGGAGUCGUUUGGAAAGACAAGCCGUUGUGGUUCCAGAAAAUCAACGUUGAAGCUACGCAUACUGUGCAGAAGUUAUUCCUGUCUGCGAAAGAAGAACGUGAAAUUGAUUAACUAGAUGGCCAAUUUUAUAAAUUAAAUUAAAUCCCACCAAAAUAAACUAAGAAAUGAUCUUAUCGAGAUGAUUCAGAAAGUCGAGGAGAAUUUGGAGAUUUGUAAACUUAAAAUUUUGGAAAAUAUCAGAAUUCAGAAGAAGAAAGAAUUUGAGAAUAGAAAGUUUCCAAAGAGUAGAGGAUUCAAAUAUAUUUAGAGAAUUUUUAUAAUGUAAAAUGUUACAUUAUAAGAUGCUGGAAUAAUUUAUUAUAAAAAUCAAAGAAUAUAAAGAUAUUAAUAACACAAUCUGGUUUAUA